GGAGCAGACGUUACUUUCGGUGGAAGUUUGAGAGAGAGACACCAACCAAAGGCAUCUACAGCCAGCCAGCUUCACAGCUCUACUACUGCAACAGUACUACUCCUCUUCUUCCAGCAAACAUGACAGAGAGACGCAUCCCCUUCAGCCUGCUCCGCACCUCUAGCUGGGACCCCUACAGGGACUGGUACCAGGGCAACCGACUCUUCGACCAGUCCUUCGGUAUGCCUGCCCACGCAGAGGGGUUACCCUCCUUCUCCAGCACCCACUGGCCCGGAUACAUGCGCCCCGCCCUCAGCCACGACCUGUCCUCUGCCGGCUUCAUGCCCUCUAUGAUGCCCCACCAGCAGAGUGCAAUGAUGCCCUUAGUCCCAAUGAUUCCCCAAGCCCCAAUGAUGGUCCAGGCCCCCAUGAUGGCCCAGGCUGGGGCAGCAUCGUACGCCCGCGCCCUCUCCCGCCAGCUCAGCACUGGCGUGUCUGAGAUCAAGCAGACCCAGGAGGCCUGGAAGGUCACUCUGGACGUCAACCACUUCUCCCCUGAAGAGUUGGUGGUCAAGACCAAGGAUGGCGUGGUAGAGAUCACUGGCAAGCAUGAGGAGAGGAAGGACGAGCAUGGAUUUGUGUCCAGAUGCUUCACUAGGAAAUACACACUGCCCCCUAUGGCUGACGCUGAGAAGGUGACGUCCACCUUGUCUCCUGAGGGAGUGCUGACCGUGGAGACUCCUCUGAACAGGCAGGCCAUCAAGGCAGCAGAGAUCUCCAUCCCAGUCACCAUGGGCAGCAGCAAGACCAAGCCCUACGACAUGACGAUGAGGAAGGGAAGUGGCAAUGGGCACCAACAUGAUGAGCAUCAUGAAGAAGAGGAGUGAAACUCCAAACAUAAACACACACACUCACACUCACACACACAUAGUAGACACAGAUGAAAUGGUUAGACAGAAAGAGAGAAGGUAGGGAAAACUGUGCUAAUUCCACACCUAUUGUAUAGUUACAGUAGGCUCUGGAAAUGCAUAUAUAACGUUAUACGUUUCACGUGUGCUCACACUAACACCACUUGCAUGCUCUAUCCCACACUGCAGUAAUUACUAUCUGCAUUUGAGUCAAGCAACAACAACAAAAAACAGUUACACACACACACAUACACACACACUCUCCUCAUUCCUAUUAUGCGCUUGCUAGGAACUGAAAACGAUUAGAUCUGCAAACAGUGACUGCAGCCCUGCUGUUACAUCAUCAUUCUGUGCUUGCUGCCUCUCUCUCUCUCUCUCUCU
This is a messenger RNA of Salvelinus sp. IW2-2015, 1268 nucleotides long. Its product is annotated as heat shock protein beta-1. Gene Ontology annotation, cellular component: nucleus; cytoplasm. The record is from RefSeq and is a predicted model, not a curated record. Gene Ontology annotation, biological process: response to heat; protein refolding; negative regulation of apoptotic process. Lineage: Eukaryota; Metazoa; Chordata; Actinopteri; Salmoniformes; Salmonidae.